Messenger RNA from Calliphora vicina (urban bluebottle blowfly), 5046 nucleotides. RefSeq lists its product as uncharacterized. Lineage: Eukaryota; Metazoa; Arthropoda; Insecta; Diptera; Calliphoridae. Gene Ontology annotation, molecular function: nucleic acid binding. The record is from RefSeq and is a predicted model, not a curated record. Bases 1 to 5046 code for a protein of 1681 amino acids. The transcript is spliced from 4 exons. Gene Ontology annotation, biological process: DNA integration.
AUGUCCCUGAAAAAAUUCGUAAACUGCACAAACGAUUUAGACGAUUUUGAGAAGAUUCAAGCAGAAGCGCGGGCUGAAGAAUUAGAGUCCAUAUGGCAACAAGUAAAAAGGGCACUUGUUCAUGAAUUUGAAAAUUCUCGUGACGAUUGCGCCGAAGUUCCCAAAUGGCAAGAAUUUGAUAAGUUUUUGACCCACAAAUUUAAGACCCUAGAAUCAGUAAGCAAUAUUAAAUCGGCAAAGGACAAAUCCAUAACGCCCAAGUCUGAAGUCGCGAAAAAUACCCAAAAUAAGAGGAAUGCAACGGUGACCCAGCCUACAAGCUUGCCACAAAAUAACGCUGACGAGCAACCAACCACAAGUGCCGCAGCGAGAGCCCAAAACAUACAGUCCACUACAAGAUCAGGUAUUCCAAACCUCACGUCCCUGACCCUACGCAAAAAUAGCCAAUCGUCGACAAAUCGUACAGAACAAGAAACGUUGCUUUUCACUGCCAUUGUCGAAAUAGAAACUAGAGGUCAAAGAUACCAGGCAAGAGCUAUCAUCGACCCUGGAUCACAAUCAACAUUUGUAUCGGACAAACUAAAAAAUCGAUUGAAACUACCCACAAAAAGAAAUGUAGUUCACGUUACUGGUUUGAGUCAAACAGUUUCAGAAACCUCAACCAAAGCAUGUUUACUUAACCUUUGCUCACGGGUGGACACAUCGUUUAAGUUAGAAGUUUGGGCCCCAGUUCUUAAGACCCUUCCCUCUAAUUUACCACCUCAAACGUUAGACAUGAAAAACUUCAGUGAGACUGCAAAAUUGCAACUUGCAGACCCUCACUUCAAUCAAAGUAGACCCAUCGACUUGCUAAUAGGCCUCGACUUAGGCCCCUCAAUUUAUUGCAUGGACACACCGAUGAGGUCUAUGGAAUCCCUUUUGGCACAAAAAACCGUAUUUGGCUGGAUUGUGGGGGGACCAACUCCAAAAACUACUCAAGCCAGAACAACAAUUUCGUUAUUAAAUACAUCGUCCCUUGACCAAAUCCUCACACGCUUUUGGGAGGUGGAGGAAACCCCAAAACAGAUUUUGAGGUCAGACGAGGACACUAUUGUGGAACACAAUUUCAAACAAACAACACGUAGAAAUGAAACGGGAAGGUAUAUAGUUACCCUGCCCUUCAAAAAAACAGAAGAAAUAGGCUCUUCACGCAAUAUUGCUAUGGCUCAGUACCUAAGAAUGGAACGCAUGCUCAGCCAAAAACCCGAAAUAAAGCAAUUAUAUGACAAAGUUAUUUUAGAAUAUCUUGAGUUAGGACACAUGAGAAAAAUCGAAUCCUCGGAUAUAGAUAAAGCUCCAAAUUAUUAUCUGCCGCAUCACGCAAUAAUAAAACCAGAAAGAUUGACCACUAAACUUAGAGUGGUUUUCAAUGCCUCUAGCCCAACGUCAAAUAAGAAUAGUCUUAAUGACAUUUUAUAUCCAGGACCCAUUCUUCAGCAAGAUCUUGUUCUUCUGAUAGCAAAAUGGAGAUUUUUCCGCUUUGUAUUUAACGCAGACAUUACAAAAAUGUAUCGUCAAAUACUAAUCGACCCAACUCAAACAAAGUUUCAACGAAUCUUAUUCAGAAAAUCCACAAGUGACCCCAUCGAAGAUUACGAGCUUCUCACAGUCACAUUUGGAGUUAAUUGUGCUCCAUUUCUAGCCAUAAGAACGCUUUUGCAGUUAGCUGAAGAGGUGCAAAUGACACAUCCCUUAGCAUCCAAUAUUCUUAAACAAAAUAUGUAUGUGGAUGAUAUCUUAGCAGGGGGUCAUACAAUAGAAGAAGCUAUUAAAACAAGAAAAGAAUUAGCUUCUGUCUUAAAAUCAGCCGGUUUUGAUCUAAUGAAAUGGAACUCUAAUGAGCCAAAAGUCAUUCAGGAUUUACCUAGUGAGACUCUACUACCACUCGACUGGUUAAAUCUAUCCGAAAAUGACGGACCCAAGACUCUAGGGAUCAAAUGGAACAUUUCGUCAGACUCAUUCACAUUCAUUGCCCCAAACGUAGAAUUAAAAGAAACUUACACAAAAAGAGAAGUUUUAUCUACAAUCGCAAAAUUCUUUGACCCUUGUGGAUGGAUAGCUCCAGUAAUUGUUGCUGCCAAAUUAAUCAUGCAACAGAUUUGGUUAGAUAAAACCGACUGGGAUGACAACCUAAAACCAUUGACUUGUCAUAGAUGGCAGAGGUUCGUUAAAAACUGCACUGCAAUAAAUACAUUAAAAAUUCCUCGGUGGAUUCGGUAUAGCCCAAAACACAAUGUAGAAAUACAUGGGUUUAGCGACGCCUCAGAAAAAGCUUACUCUGCGACUCUUUAUGUCCGAAUACAGUCUGGAAAUUCUGUGUUUACCUUUUUACUGGCUUCUAAGACUCGUGUUGCUCCCAUUAAACAAAUAUCGCUACCACGUUUGGAGCUUUGUGGAUCCGUCUUACUGGCAAAUUUAGCCUCAGGAAUUCUGCCAAAUCUACAAGUUACAAAAAUCGACACUUACUUUUGGACCGACUCCACAAUAGUACUGGCCUGGUUAAGAAAACCGCCGUGCUCCUGGAAUACCUUCGUAGGGAAUCGCGUCUCAGAAAUCGUAGAUAAAAUUGGCAAUCGUCAAUGGCAACAUGUAGAAUCAAAAGAGAACACUGCAGACAUAGCCAGCCGGGGAUGUACGCCCAAAGAAUUAGAAACUCACAACUUAUGGUGGUCUGCACCCUCAUUGCCCAAAGAUAAAUGGCCAAAAUCCAGAAGUCCAGAUGACACACAUUUAGAAGCAAGAACGAUAAAGACGUUAACUACUACCACUCAGGAGGACCCAUUGAACCGUUUCUCCAAUUUACCACGCGCAUAUAGAGUUAUAGCUUAUGACCUACGAUUCUGGAAAAAUACUGGUGUAAGCAGAAUUCACCUUCGGAUAACUUCAACCGACGUUACAUCAGAAGAAAUAAUAGACGUCAAAACUCGACUCAUUAUUUUGACCCAAAAACAACACUUUCCAGACGAAUAUAAGCAGUUGAAACUCAAACAAAGGAUUUCUUCUACUAGCAGUAUUUUAACACUCAAUCCGUUCAUGGACCAAUUAGGUGUCAUCCGAGCCAACGGACGUCUGGUUCAAUCACCAGCGCUCACAUACAACGAACGACAUCCAAUUUUGUUGCCAUACAACUCUACGUUUUCCAGAUUGUUGACCGAAUUCACACACAAAAUAACGAUUCACGGUGGAAACCAACUUAUGCUCCGAGUACUUCGCACAGAAUUUUGGAUUUUUCGUUUAAAGCCCUUAAUAAAAACGGUUAUAAAUAACUGCAAACCAUGUGUACUUUAUAAAAAACAUACUCAAAGUCAGAUCAUGGCUUCCCUGCCACCUGAGCGAACAACAAUAUCGAGACCCUUUACAGUUACAGGUGUUGAUUACGCUGGACCCUUUGAUAUACGAAACUUCACGGGUCGAGCCUGCCUCAUCACAAAGGGCUAUGUCUGCCUCUUUAUUUGCUUUGCCACUAAAGCCGUACAUUUAGAGGCUGUAAGCGACCUAACAACUCAAGCCUUUUUGGCGGCAUUUGCUCGUUUUAUAGGUCGCCGAGGAUGUCCUGCCGUCAUAUACUCAGAUAAUGGGAAAAACUUCGUCGGAGCAGCAGAACUUUUAAAGAAAGAUCGUUUAGAAUUCCAAAAGACUCUUCAGAAUCAACUCAUUCAACAAUAUAGCCAUCAAAACAUCAAAUGGAAAUUCAUUCCUCCCGGGGCUCCACACAUGGGUGGACUCUGGGAAGCAGGCGUAAAGUCCUUUAAAACACACUUGAAAAAAUUAUUGCCUAAUAUAAAAGUCACGUUUGAAGAGUUAUCUACAAUUUUAGCCCGUAUAGAAUCUUGCCUGAAUUCUAGACCCCUAAGCCCUGCUAGCGAUGACCCUAACGACUUGACCCCAUUGACCCCUGGACACUUCCUCAUUGGUACUCCAUUACUGACCCCAGCUGAACUUGAUGUAAGCAGCGAAAGCUUGACUCUUGUCAACCGCUGGAAACGCCUUAAAAUUAUCUAUCAUCCCUUUUGCCAAAGAUGGAAAACUGAAUACCUUGGCGAACUCCAUAGAAGGUAUAAGUGGAAGUUUCCACAGGAAAACGUCAAAGUGAAUGAUCUAGUCGUUCUCAAAGACAACAAUUUACCGCCCAAUGAAUGGAAAUUAGUUAUGUCAUCUAUCAGAGACCCAGAAUGGAAAUGGUCAUGUGGACUAUGUAAGGAGGAUCAUGCACUAAGAACAUGUAAACGUUUUCUAAAGGCACGGGCUGAUGAGCGAUAUGACGUAGUCAUGUUUCAACGGUACUGCUUAAAUUGUCUCGCCCGUUCCCAUGACUUGAAGAACUGCCCAAAUGAAUAUGGAUGUCGAGUUUGCACAAAACGUCACAACACCCUAUUGCACGAUGCUCCACAACUAAGAAAGUCCUACGAUCUUAAGCAGCCUCAACCCACACCCAUUUACAAAAAAUCGGAGAUCAAACGAGUAACCUCCACCACAACCAAAUCACAAAUGACCCAAACAACAUCAAUUGACCCCGUGACCUGGCCCAACGUGUUUUUACCAACUGCUACCGUACGAAUCGCCCCCAAAGAAAAGUCGGACAACUGGUCAUCUGUAAGAGCUUUGCUCACCCAGUCACUCAGCAUUUCACGAAUUGCGGUAUCUACAGUGAAAAGACUCAACCUGUCGUCAAUUGAUAAGAACGGAACUCGAUUCGCUCAAUUUCAUAUGAAAGCUCGUAAUAACCGGUCAAAAUUUUGUAAAAGGCUACUAGCUCUCAUAACAGAAGAUUUACCCCGUCGACCCUAUUCAGCUCCUAUCAAGGACAAUCCAUACGAGGAAUUUACAGAGGACACCCUUGCCGACAUGGACCCUCAAGCCAACAGCCAAAUUGAAUUGGAAUUGGUAUGUGAUGUGUUUCCGUUUAUACGCCGCGAUGGAGCCAUUGAAUUGGAAAUGGGAAAUGUGGUUGCUACGAAGACAGCUUUAGGUUACACCUUUGCAGGACCCACUGAUGUCUUGUACUAA